AUACGUUUUAGAUUAUUUACAAGUAUUGAUAACCGUGUUUUGAAAUGAGUUGUCAUUUUCACUCAUAGUGGUAGUUUCCACAAGGACGAUAUUUUUCAGGUGGGAUUGGUAAUCAUGCCUGUAUUCUGGAUUCAUUGCCGUUUGUGUACAUUUGGUCUGUUUUUCAUCGCUUUCUCCGGCCUUGUCUCAGGUUCAAGCAAUCAUUCAUUUGUCAAAGAUGUCGCUUUCAACGAACGUUUGCCGAUUAACAGCGCUGUUUACUAUAUGGAAACAAAUGAUGGUACAGUAAGUCGAUCCCAUUGUGGAGCAAGAUGUUCAUCAAAGGGUUCAAAAUGUGCUGGUCUGCUAUACAACCACCUUACACGGACUUGUCAUGUUCUGAAAUCUCGACUUUAUGAGCGUUCUGUCGACAAAACUAUCGUGAAGGCUGGAUGGGGACUUUUCAUCACAAGCCAAAAUGCUUGUGACCAAGGUUGGCAUCUUUAUGGAGGUCAUUGUUACCUUUACAGAGAAACUGGCAUGUCUUGGACUGAAGCAAAGAUAGAUUGUCAGAUACGUAACGGGCAUUUAGUCAUAAUAGAAACAGAGGAAGAGAAUACGUGGUUAAAAGAGGCGUUUUUACCACUGCUAGAGCACGAUAUUUGUAAUUUAUGGAUCGGAGCCAGUGAUGAAUAUGAGGACGGUGUGUUCCGGUGGCUGAACAAUAAGACUAUGAUUCCAGAACUCUGGAAUCCUGGGGAACCCACUAAUUUUGCCAGUGAGGGGUGUGUGUUGCUGUGUACAACCGGUUUAUGGUUCGACGGAAGUUAUUCAUACACAACUAACUUUGUUUGUGAAAAGGAACUUUAAGCAGAUUGUAAAUAUGUUGUAGUUGUUAUGGUCUAAUAAAACGAAUUACUUUAUCAAAGCAUUGUUAAAAAAGUUUUUAUAUCUGUUGUAUUCAACCGUGUAGUGUUUUGUCAUCAACCGUGUUAGAAAGGGAACUACCUCUUACUAACAAGAGGUCAAUUGGCUUUAACGGUCACCUAAGUAGCAUAUAACUAAUACACAAACUUGUCGAGGAGUCUGAUACAUGCAAAUAAUUAGGUUUCAUUCUGGAGUAGAAAAAUAAUAAAUUUGUAAUGAUGACCACCUCCCUGCCUGACAUCUUUCAAAAAGAACUAUGAAACCUAUAUUUUGGUGAAAAACUUAAAGAUCUGGUCUAAAAAAUCAUGAAUUCAGGUGUUUUUUUUCAGGUGAGUGGGGCAGGAGUAAAGAAGAUAAUUUUUGGUCCUGCCCUAGAGUCAAAACCCAUCACAGGAUGAAUUUUUGCCAUUCAGUCAACUGAUUUGUGACUGAAAAGUGACUGAAUGACAUAGUUAUGCCAAUCAGUCACAUUUCCACUCAGUUAACAUUCAGUUGACUGAAUGGCCGAGAUUUAUCCUGUGCAUAAAAAUUUUAGUAGAGCACUUCCUGGUAAACAUAAUUAUGAACUCGCUUAUAACUCGAUAUUUGACUCUAAAGUUUUGACAAAGAAAUUACAACAUCCAAUUUGACCAUUCGGGACAUUAAAAAUGAAAAACAAAAUACAUUUUGAAAAAUUUGAGCUCAAAUCGCGUCCCUCUAAACUGUUACUACAAAUAGGUGUUACAUGCAAAAAGAUAGUUAAUCGUUUAUAACAGCAAAUAUAAGUUUAUCUUAGAUAUCAAUGUUUUUCAUCUAUAGCAUGAAAAAUUUACAAAUAUGAAAU
This is a messenger RNA of Magallana angulata, 1729 nucleotides long. RefSeq names its product C-type lectin domain family 17, member A-like. Bases 115 to 849 code for a protein of 244 amino acids. Gene Ontology annotation, molecular function: signaling receptor activity. The transcript has 5 exons. The record is from RefSeq and is a predicted model, not a curated record. Lineage: Eukaryota; Metazoa; Mollusca; Bivalvia; Ostreida; Ostreidae.